Pungitius pungitius (ninespine stickleback) is the source of this 2244-nucleotide messenger RNA. It is a transcript of the gene hspbap1, whose product is annotated as hspb associated protein 1. Gene Ontology annotation, molecular function: 2-oxoglutarate-dependent dioxygenase activity. Bases 160 to 1473 code for a protein of 437 amino acids. Lineage: Eukaryota; Metazoa; Chordata; Actinopteri; Perciformes; Gasterosteidae. The transcript has 8 exons. The record is from RefSeq and is a predicted model, not a curated record.
CGGUGCGUUAGCUUAGCUUGGGUCGUUUUAGCAGCCGCGGAGCCGUAAUGGAGCCCACAGCGAGGCGCUGGGUGAGGUAGACGUCACCGGACAUGUGGUGACACAUGUGAUGUUUGUUUACUUCCGCCCAAGUCUCAACUGCACGUGGAGUGUAAGUCCAUGGCCGCCCCCGCCCCUCCCAAACCCUUCGGCCCGGAGGAGACCCGAAGGCUUCUCCUUCGCCUGCAGACGCCCGCCGUCUUCCCUGACAUGGCGACCGGCUGGCCGGCGCUCCUCUGGACCGCAGAGCGCCUGUCCCGCUGCCUUGGGGACCAAGUGGUCCAGUUCCGACUCGGAAGGAAAGAGGAGACCAACGCCCCCCUGUUUGAGACCCAGUGCUCCUACGUGGAGGCCACACUGGAGCACUUCCUCCGAUGGACGCAGCACCAGACCGGGUCUUGCCCGGGGCCCUUCUGUGAGUACCCACGCUCAGAGUACUGGGCCUACGCCGACUACAAGUACAUCGCCCUGCUGCUGCAGGACCGGCCCGCCAUGUUCCAGGUACUCCAGGAUGUGAGGUGGUCCGAGUUCGGUUUUGAGGGGCGUGACGGGAGGGAGAGCACCUUGUGGGUCGGCUCGGAGCAGGCCAACACGCCGUGCCACUUGGACUCGUACGGCUGCAACCUGGUGCUGCAGGUGGAGGGCCGGAAGCGCUGGCACCUCUUCCCCCCAGAGGACACCCCCCACCUCUACCCGACCCGGAUCCCCUACGAGGAGUCCAGCGUCUUCAGCCAGGUCCACGUGGUCCACCCGGAUCUGAGGAGGUUCCCUUUGUUCCGGGGGUGCAGAGCCCACGAGGUGACUCUGCAGCCCGGACAGGUGCUGUUUGUCCCCAGACACUGGUGGCACUAUGUGGAGUCACUGGAUCCCGUUACGGUCAGCAUCAACUCCUGGAUCGAGCUGGAAGUGGACGCCGUGGAGCGAGUUGGCGAGGCCGUGACGAAGGCCGUAGUUUGUGCGCUGAAGAGCGAGGACGACCCUGAGGACUGGCUCAACCCCACCGAGGAGGGCGUGGCCCCCCAUCGGGACAACAUGCUCUCUGUGAACCUGGCGCUGAGAGCGUGUGCCGCUACGCAUCACAAAGUGACACAGGACCGGCGAGGUGCUCGCCCGCAGAAGCGUGACGCAGGAGGACGGAUCAAGGAGAGAAGCAGUGACUCCGGGCCCCCCGGGGUUCCCUUUGGACCUCAUCUGGUCCCCGUAUGCCGCCGGCAGGACGCUAUCCCGCCAGAGACCACCAGGGGUCAGGAGGUCGUCGGAGAAGAGGCCGUGAUAACCACCAACGACCUGCUGGACUGCCUGCUGCACCCUGAUGUCAUCGCCCGGGUCACCGAGCUGCUGCUGCAGAGACACACAGGAAGUCACGGGAGCAGCCCCCCCCCUCCUGCUGCUGUGACGUCACAAGCUAAUCCAUCCUGCACGGCCUCACCUUGACUUCUGCCUCGCCCCCCUGAGAUUACUAAUGAUCACUAGCCCCCCCCACCCCCCAGACGAGAAAACUCGCUAAUGGUAACUCGAUGCGAUGUUUCCUGGUGUUGACGUCCUGCAUGUCGCUAAUCCUGUUUGUUUCCCUCCAGAGGCUCACAAACAUGGCUCCAAUCGGGUUAACAUGCAAAACUGUGUCCCCGAGCCAUCGCAGAAGGAUGAGGACAAAUAAACGAGAUCUUUGCUGAAUGUAACGUCUUUGUUUCCCACCGACAUGAACAGAGGUCCAGAUCAAAUGUGUACCGUAAAUCACAUACUAGAAGCCGCUACUGUUUCCCACGCUUUGAACCCGGCAGCUUUUUACGAGCUAACGUCUGAGAGCGAGACGCAUAUAUAGGUGCAAGUUACUGGCAGUCAGAGAAGGAAACUUGCCCUUAAUGAAUCAAUGGUGAGACGUUGGAGGCAAUGUGAAGAUCUGCAGGACGGACGACUCUGUGUCAGCAGUCGAUUUUCUGCCGCGUGGACACCUGCGGCUUAUACUAUAUGUCCACAUCUUUUUCCUUUUAUUUAGGUGGUGUGGCUUAUAUUCAGGUGCGCGACAGAGUUCUUUAAAUGGGUUUAGUUAUCGAAACUGAUAAUGAAACCGCUCCAAACAGCAUCCACAUUUAAAUCUUUAAGGAUUGACUCUAAGACAUCUAGCUUUGUAUUAGAAUAAAAGAAAAUUCAGGUAUUUGUAAUGUCUCUAACUUUGUAAACAUGAAUUUAUUAUAUAUAUAUAAA